Anolis sagrei ordinatus is the source of this 569-nucleotide messenger RNA. Its product is annotated as cytochrome c oxidase subunit 6B1. NCBI's taxonomy places the organism in Eukaryota, Metazoa, Chordata, Lepidosauria, Squamata, Anolidae. Gene Ontology annotation, cellular component: mitochondrion; respiratory chain complex IV. The record is from RefSeq and is a predicted model, not a curated record.
GGCGACGUUCUAGCGCUCUUUUUUUGGUUCCGGGGUAUUUGCUGUGUGCGUCAGGUCUCUGCUGAAAGUCACUUUGAGGGGGAAGUUGCCGGGCUGUGGUGACCGUUGCAGUCAGAGAAGAUAUGGCUGAAGAUAUCAGGACCAAGCUGGAGAACUACAAGACAGCUCCCUUUGAUAGCAGGUUCCCCAAUCAGAACCAAACACGGAACUGCUGGCAAAACUAUCUGGAUUUCCAUCGUUGUGAAAAAGCCAUGAAUGCCAAGGGACAAGAUCCUUAUGUUUGCCAGUGGUACAAAAGGGUGUACAAGUCCCUUUGCCCUAUUUCUUGGGUCAAUUCCUGGGAUGAACGUAUAGAAGCGGGGACUUUCCCAGGCAAGAUCUGAUUGUCUUGUGUCUGCCAUUUGCUCUCCUCUUCAGGACACUGUUUUGCUGCUGAGUCUCCUCCGUGUGAUGACUCUGAAGGAUCAACUGAAGUAUCUCUCUGGGUCUUUUCCACUUCAGCAUCUAACAUUAAUCAAUAGUACCCAGUCUUGGAUGUGACAAAUUCUAAUUAAAGGCAUAAAACCGUG